AUGACGUCCCCGCCAGAGUUCUUGAAGAACAAUCUCCCUACGUCUUCAGCAAGCAUCGGAAGACCUCAUAUAACGCUAACAUGGGCUCAAUCGCUCGACAGCAAGAUUGCUGGUCCUGGUGGUCAAAGGGUCAUUCUGAGUGGAAAGGAAAGUAUGCUAAUGACUCAUUGGAUGAGGUCUAUGCAUGAUGCGAUAUUGAUAGGGGUCAAUACUCUGAUAUUGGAUGAUCCAAGAUUACAAGCAAACCUCCUUCCACCAUCAUUGAACAUCCCUCCACCUCAGCCACUGAUCUUAGAUCCAAAAUUACGUUUCCCAGUUACAGCUCGAAUAUUGGGCGAGUGGAAUACGAAGGUAUCUGAACGUGGGAGAACGGUUCGUCAACCUUGGAUAAUAUGCGGUGAAGAUGUUUCUCUGAAAAGGAAAGAACAAGUUGAAAUUGCCGGUGGAAGAGUUAUACCUGUUCCAUUAGAUGAACGAGGUCAUAUAUCACCCUCGUCACUUCCUUCCAUCAUAUCGAACUUGGGUUUGAAAUCUGUCAUGAUAGAAGGAGGUUCAAAAGUAUUAUCAACAUUCCUACAUUGUCCUAAACGUCAUGACGGAAGUAAUCUGGUUGAUAGUGUGGUCAUCACCGUCGCUCCUAUGUUUAUAGGUGAUGGCAUAGGUGUAGUACCACAGGGAGAAGAUAUCGGUUUACCCAAAUUGAAAUAUAUACAUACUGAGAUAAUGGGUAAAGACGCUGUGAUGAUCUGUUCCAAAGAAUGA
Molecule: messenger RNA, 762 nt
Organism: Kwoniella shivajii
Lineage: Eukaryota; Fungi; Basidiomycota; Tremellomycetes; Tremellales; Cryptococcaceae
Exons: 5
Coding region: 1-762 (253 amino acids)
Biological process (GO): riboflavin biosynthetic process
Molecular function (GO): 5-amino-6-(5-phosphoribosylamino)uracil reductase activity
Source: RefSeq, a predicted model, not a curated record